This is a messenger RNA of Vitrella brassicaformis, 1769 nucleotides long. Lineage: Eukaryota; Vitrellaceae. The record is from the annotation of a GenBank genome assembly.
GUUGAUUCAUAGGCGACAGAGUCAGUAUGCACAUAUGUCUGUCUGUCUCCAUGUACUUCCUCUCCAGCUCCAUCAAUCGGCACAAAGCAGGUCAAACCUCACAGCUUGGCGCCCGCCUUUCUCUUCUUGCUGCCUGUCAGCCCAGCACCAGCCCUGCUCACCCCUUUGCCAUCCUGCCGCACCUUCUUGCCUGACGCCGCUGCGCUGCCCCUCUGGCCCUCCUGCCCGCUGCUCGGCUCGCUCCUGACCCUCUUCUGUGCAGGCUGCGGCGCACCGUCGUCACUCACUUGCUGGGCCAUAGCUCGCUUCUUAGAGGGCCGCACUGCUGCAGGUGACGCCGCUGCUGCUCCUUGGUCCUCCUUUGCCGCGGCAGCCUCUCGCACAGCGGCGUUGUACUUGUCGGCAACGUAUAUGGGCAGGGCGACCGAGUCAGUGGCCUUGACACUGAUGGCCGAUAUGGUGUUGUGGAAGCGGGGCGUCGAGAAGAUGCUCGUCACCUCCUCUAUCACCCUGUUGGAUGGAUCGAUCCAUCGACACACAAACAGAGGGAGAGGGGGAGGUAGAGGGGGAGGGGGACAGAGGGAUGGCAUGAUUCUCUCUCUAGCCAGUCCGUCGUCAGCCAGCCACCCAUUGAUUGCUGGCUGCACUCACUGAUGAUGCAUUCGUUGUGUGUACCUACCUGAGCGCGUUUGCGACGAUAUGCGCCGGGUCCAUGUUGCAGCGGCCGAUCUUGACGGAACUGACAUACAUACAUGGGAAGAUGGAACAAAGCAAGCAGGCAGCCGUCACCACGGAUGGAUCCAUGUUGGCUGACCCACACCCCCACUCCACUCACCAGCAGGGCCCCGGGGGAAUGCGCAGAAUGGUCGAGUUCUUGACGUUUUCCACCGCCUCAAACCAGUUGGCAAGAGUCAGCUUCACCGGAAUGGGACUCCUGCACACAACACACAACGCACGACUCGGAUCUCUCACAAACCGGCAGACAAACAGCAGCCGAGGGUCGUUUGCUUUGGGAGCUGAGCUGACUGACUUUUUGGUUUGGAAGAACGGUUUGCCGAGGUAGGAGGGCAUCAUUUCGACGACCCUGUCGUCACAGAUGAAGACGUCAUAGCUCCGACACAGCUCUCGACGCUGCGCCGCCGUCUUGAAGUUGCGACGCAACUUGCCCACAGGCAACAGCUGACCCAACACACCAACCAUCACACACACACCGACGGCAUGAGCAACCUCGGCCUGCCUCUCUCCCUCCCUCCCUGUCUGUGUGGUCAGUCUGUCCGUCCGUCGGUCCAUGUGUGAGAUCAAUACCUACCUUGAUGGAUCCUCCGCCUUGGAUGUGUUUGUUCUGCAGCUGGUCCUUGAGGUUGGCCUUGGCCGAGUCCUUGAUGAACACACAUAUGUCCACGUCCUCGGGAUAGAUGCUGUGCGGCACCGGGCUGCACACACACACACACACACACGCACGCACAGACACACAGACAGACAGACACGCACACCGAGAGAUGAGUUCGCAGCUGCCACUCAUCUCAUCCCUCCCUUCCUCCCUUGAUCUUUGCCAUACGUACAUGAGGAAUGGUUUCUCGCGCCUCUUGUCGGGGAUCUUCUCGAGGCUGAUGUACAGCGAGAUGGUCUCCUCGUUGGCGGCAAGCAGCUCGUUCUUGGGGGCGUUCUUGGCUGCCACGUGCUGCACCAGCGCCUUGACCGCCUUCUCAGUGGUCGAUCCCGACGCCAGAGGGGCACUUGCAGAAUCCAUCCUUUCUGCUCCUCCCCGG